AUGUCAGCAGCAGCAGCAGCAGCAACAGGAAACUGUCUGUUACUGGGUGCGUUUGGCUCUCCUUGUGAGUCAUCCAAGGCUUCUCGGGGAUCCCCCCCCUACCGGGAGAUGUCAACUGCAAGCAACGGCUGGGGGCCGCAGGCAGACCCCCUGAUAUCCGUGGAGGAGCUUCUUUCGGAAUUAUCUCGGCAAGAACAGUUGCUUAUCCUCGACUGCAGCAUGACAGAAUUGCCCGUGUUCGGGAAUCGUUGUGCCGAGGAAGAGUACUUGAGGGGUCCCCGCAUUCCGGGCGCGCAGUUUUUCUGCAUCGACACCUGCAGCGACAGGAGUAACCCAUACCCUCACAUGCUGCCUUCGAGGGCUCAGCUGCGAGCCUAUGUGAUAGCCUUGCAUCAGCAGCAGAAACAACAGCAACAAACGGUGCAGCAGUUGCAGCAGCUCCACGAUCAACAGGAGAAACGGGAGCAGCAGGCGGAGGAACGCCAGGUACCCGUUCAGCAGCAACAGCUUCCGAAGAUCGUCCUAUACGACUCGGUGGGCUUUUUCUCAGCGUCACGGGUGUAUUGGAUGCUUCGCUGGGGGGGCCUGACAUCGCGGGUGCUGGACGGCGGCAUAAAGGCGUGGGUCGCCCGCUCACUUCCCGUGGACACGCGGCCUUUUAGCAGGGAGUGUCUCCUUCCACUUCCUGAGACUGCAGCAGUUGCUGAUUCCGCUGCCGGAGAAGACACUGCUGCUGCUGCUGCUGCAAGUCAGUGGGAAGAGGCGGGCAGUGGAGAAGAUCAAAACUCGCUGGUUGUGUCCUACGUGGACCUCUUGAAGCUUCUGGACGAGGCGGCAGGUACUACGAAGGAGGCUUCUACCAGUGGAAAGCGCGACAGUAGCAGCAGCAUCGGCAAGGAUUCGUUCUUGUUGGUUGAUGUGCGCACCCACGAUAGGUUUUCGGCGAGAUGUGGGGAGCCCCGCGAGGGAGUCUUUGGGGGGCACAUUCCCACCUCCAUCAACCUCCCAUUUACAACGCUUUUGCAGCCCCACGCGUUUUUCCCCAGUAGCAGCUGCAUCAGCAGCGGCCCCAUGACUUACCUGUGUCCUUUUGGGACUUCCGUGAGGGCCCCUCCCUUUGGGUACGCCACCCUGAAGACGGGAACAUCGUUGCUUUUUCCUUUGGGGCCGCUUCUUACGGGCGCGAACGUCAAGGGUGUUAGCAAGCAGCUGGAGGCCUUCCAGCAGCAGCGGCAGCUGCAACACCAACUGCAGCAAGAACAGCAAGACCAACAGGAGGUGCCGCAACACAAGCGUCCAGAGUAUCCGCAUUUGGACUUUUCGGAGGCAAAACGAAUUGUAUGCACUUGCGGAAGCGGCGUAUCGUCAUGCAUCCUUUUCUGCGCGCUUCUUGAGGUGGGCUACCCGGUGUCGCUGCUUUCUGUCUACGACGGCUCUUGGACUGAAUGGGCAGAGAGACGCUUGGCAGAGGCACCUUUGGGGGGGCCCCCGGGGUCCCAAUACCCGACGCUGGUCGUCCCCCCUCCUACGCAGCAGCAGCAAGAGGCCCUUCUCGCAGUUAUCAGUUCAAGGGGUCUUUCCACGAAGAGUUCUUGA
Molecule: messenger RNA, 1596 nt
Organism: Eimeria tenella
Lineage: Eukaryota; Apicomplexa; Conoidasida; Eucoccidiorida; Eimeriidae
Product: 3-mercaptopyruvate sulfurtransferase, putative
Exons: 2
Coding region: 1-1596 (531 amino acids)
Biological process (GO): transsulfuration
Molecular function (GO): thiosulfate-cyanide sulfurtransferase activity
Source: RefSeq, a predicted model, not a curated record